Molecule: messenger RNA, 1014 nt
Organism: Hyla sarda
Lineage: Eukaryota; Metazoa; Chordata; Amphibia; Anura; Hylidae
Product: transmembrane protein 272-like
Exons: 6
Coding region: 201-608 (135 amino acids)
Source: RefSeq, a predicted model, not a curated record
AUCAUGGGAAUCACUUUUAGUGGAGGAGUUCAGAUAUUUAUUUUGUUGCUGUGGUCUGGGAUAAGCAUAGCUAUGAUCACAAUAGACAGGUCAAGAGAAAACCAUUCAGCACGACAGGAAUUAGCAGCUCAAACAUCCUCCUUUAUUGUAUCCAAAAAUAAAAGCAUAUGCAGCAUAAAAGACAGACAACAUAGGCUGACAUGUUUCGAAUCAGUAUCCCCACUCACAGAACCUUCCUUAAAACAGCCGGUGUCAUGUACCAGGAUAAAUGUUUGCUGCAACCUUUGAUCCCAAUUUACUUAAUAGUGGCCGGAACGUGUCAGCUAGUAGCCAUCCUACUGCUGCCAUUAAAAAACCUUUGUCAUCAGUUAUCUGCACUAUUGGAGGGGUUUAUAUUAAUGUUCAUUUUUUGUUGGUUAAUUGCUGGUAGCGUGUGGGUAUUUCCAAUUUAUUUUGUCUACCCCCUCACAUGCAAUAGUGUCCUCUAUCGGUUUUCAUUUGGUGUUCUGGUUUUCCAAUAUGUAUACAUUGUUAUCUUCUCUGUAACAUUGGUGCUCGCUAUCUGCUUUACUGGAUUCAAAAGUCUUACUAAAGCCUCCCUCAUCUAAGCACCUAAAGACUGGCAAAACUAGAAUGUUUGGCAUCUCAUCUAGUCACAGAAAGAAUGAUAGAGAGAGACUUAGAUUUUAUCAGUAAUGAAUUCACAUUUCAUCAUACUGAAACGGUGCUCUUGAGAUCCUAAUAUACUUUGAAUGGGUACUCCCUUCUCUUCAUAGACCAAAUAGAAUGCAAUGAAUUUCAUGAACUCUUCUCACGUCAAACUGUUGUUAUAAACAACAACUUUCAGACUCUUGACAAUGCCUGCCAUGUAUGCUCUCUCACCAUUAUUAACAUGCAGUAACAACAAUCCUCAGCAGUGUUCACAGACUAAUAAUGCCAUAAAAUACACCUAGUUCCGCAUCACAAUUUCACACCUGUCCUUCGGGGAAAAAACCCUAAACAUUCUGUGUGUUG